Molecule: messenger RNA, 4139 nt
Organism: Porites lobata
Lineage: Eukaryota; Metazoa; Cnidaria; Anthozoa; Scleractinia; Poritidae
Source: the annotation of a GenBank genome assembly
CUCAUAUCAAAAAAUGGCGGCCUAAAGCGGUUGUUCGCUUGAGAUCAGCAGCAAUUGGUAAGAAUUCUUUUAUAAUGGCUCGUUGAAAAUGCAUAUCUGCAGUGAAAAACACAGAAAUAAGUCUUUUAGGGGUAACUACAGAAUACAGGGCCUUAUUUUAAGGUCGUAAACAGAAGUCCCACAGCUUCUAUCUUUCUGUUAACAUGAUUGAUGGAGCUUCGUGUUUGUUUGCUUCAUCUUCAUGUAAAUUUCAGAUAACAGGAUAAACUCAUCUUUUCAAAGCGCGCUAGCCCUGUAAAUGAGCCCAGCCCAGCCUAUGUAAUCAUUGUGUAGAUUUAGAGUAAGAAGAUGGUUGCUUUUAGGUGUGUAGGGUACCACGUAAUGGAUUGGCAUCUCGGUCGACAUCCACGCCGUGUUUUACUUUAAAAGUGAUAUUUUUGCAGAUGAGCAGUGAGCGUGGGGGGAGGGACAAGUCCAAAAAAUAGCUGCAUAGAUGAAUCAAGUUCCAUGUAACAUAAAUUACUCUACCUGUGAAUCAACGGCCUUGUAUUCACGCAGUGAGAAGGAUCAAAUAUGUUGUCUGUAUAAACCAAUGGCUGCGUAACUGCUUUGACCUUCAUAGACUGUGAGAAGUCUCUUAGUUUUCUCUUAAGUCAAGAGAUUGAGAGCACGUGUAAGGGCCGUGCGGCGAAGCUGAGAGAAAUGAGGGCGGAAGCCUAAGCGAAAAAAAAAAAAAUAGAAACAAAAAAUGGGAUCUUUGAUCUCCAUAUUGCUUUUUUCCUGUAAACAAACAGUUUCCGUUUCACUGAAAUGGUUAUUCAAAAUCCAAAAAGAUCUCUGCAGUUGUCCUUUUUGCUCCCUCUGCCCCAAUCUGUACUCUUUUUUCCCCAUUCAUUUGCACUAUUUCACUUUUUCACUUGCUGCACGUGGCAAUUAGGAAAGAAGGAGGACCUCUUGUGGUCUAUGACUUUCAUAAUUUUAGUUAUGAACAGGAACAUGGUCCACUGCAGAUGUUACCGUAGGUCCUGCAAUUAUUGGAGUUUGUAACUAUCUAGCACUGGAAAAAAUUUAUUGCAUGUUGAUUAUUUGGAACAAUUUUCUCUCAAAUUUUAAGAAGGGGUGGGGGGGGGGGGUGGGCGGUAAUCACGGGCAAUACAGAACAACCCCCCUAGCCAUGCCCCUGGCUCUUUUUAUGGGCUUAAGGCCUGUACAUUGUCUUCUGUUAUAGGCUUUGUUGUGAUACAUGCAUGAGCACACCAAAAUGGAGGUUAAUGGAAACUCAACUGAUGUACCAUCAGAUGCCAUCAAUAUCAUUGUUGAAUUUGCCCAGUCAAGUUCCGAGGGAGACAAAGAAAAUGGAGAUAUUCUAAAUAGCAGUGAUGAUGUGGCAGUGCAUGUGUUUCAAAUCUCAUCAGAACUUCUCAAUUCAUCUCAGUCCCAAGUGUCGGUAAUGAGUGAUGCAGAGGCUACAAGCAGUAGGUCGCAAAGGGCUUCGCACAUUGAUGUCAUUAAAAGACUGAAAAGUCAUCAGAACAAGCAAAAAACAUUACAAGCAUCAAAAUCAAAAUCAUUUCCACCAGCAGGGCCUUUACCUUCAUUUAUCUCUCCACAACUGCCAGUGGUCGCAAGAGAGUUACAAUUCUGUAAUGAUGAAGUCGUCAAUUGCCAAACACAGGUUAAUAAGAAAAACAGAAAGCGAAAAAUAACCAACGCUGCUCCUGUGGAGAGUUUACUUCAGGGGUCAACAGUUGAAAUGAGGCCUGGUCAGAUCACCAGUUCUACAAAGCGAAAAAUAACCAGUGCUACUCCUGUGGAGAGUUUAGUUCAGGGAUCAACAGCUGAAAUGAGGCCUGGUCAGAUCACCAGUUCUACAAAAUUAGCUCUUCAGACUUUCCUGAAAAAGAAAGCUGCUGGUAUUGCUAAUGGUGUACGUGUUGAAGGAAACAAAAAUACAACAGAGCCUGAAGUACAAAUUACUUCAACUGGUGAAGAAUCUGGGGCCCGUGAUUAUGAAUUACACUCAAAUCAGGCUGCAAAUAAAGAUAAGGAUCUUACUGAGUUAUCACCACCUUUAGAGAGCAUAAAUGAAAAUGGAAUGGCAUCAGCUGGUGUUUCUGCGUCACUUACUAUAAAUUCACUGGAGUCCGCACAGGAAUCCCAGGAGCCAUCUAAAGAAAUGACGUCAACAGUUGUUCAAAGUGAAAAUUUGAUCACACCAUCAACCCAACAGUCAGAUAUUCAACAGCCUAGUGGAGAAACUGGUAUCCCUGUGAACCAAGUGGUAUCAACCCCUGUUGUUCAAGAAGUGGAUGUUGUUGUGUUGCCAUUAAAUCUUGAGUCUGAUAAUUCUGAACAAGGGAUUAAACCACAAAAGAAAAAAAAGAAGAAAAAAACAGGUAACACUGAAAACAUUUUGCUGCAAGUAAUGUAAUGUGGCAUCAAAAGUUAGAAAAAAUUAGUAUGGUUAUAACAAUCCAGAGGUAAUCUGUCCUCAAGAGAUGCGCGAGUCUGAUUACUGCCAUGCAUUGGUCCAACAACAUUAUUUCAUUGGUACAACGGUUCAUGUGGGCCUUAGGUAGAUUUUUUUUCAUCUGAAAAAUGAUGGUUCGUGGUGUUGUCUUUGUCUGGACAUAAUGUUCGUCCCUGUGGUCGAAAGUGAUGUUGUUAAUUAUUAAGAUUUUAUCAGACCUGUGAGGCUGUGCUUUAGCUGCACCUGAUGGCCCUUGGUACCUACCUUUUUCUCCCAGCUGACCAGAAAAUCUUAUUUUUUCUUUAAAGUAUUAAGCAGGGCACUCUAGCUUUGACAGGUUCAAAGUAUUGUGAUCCCUUUUUUUAGAGUACAGCAAUGGACAUUUUAAAUCAGAUUUUGUCCCGUGGUCGACUCUAUAUGCAGCUCUGAUUAGGCUUGAACCUGGGUCAGUGUGGCAAAAGGCAAAAAAGCCCUCACUAGCAUGUUACCAUUACUCCCCUAUAAAGUCUUAAAGUGUGACGUCAUAAUAAACUAAAUCUGUGAAAUUAUGGGAUUUGUCGAGAUAUUAUUAAUAAAAGAACAAAAUCCCAAAGGUCUAAUUUCCAAACAUAAGUGUUCCAGGGCAAAUUGUCUUUGAGAUGAUAGCCCAGUUAAGCUCUGAUAACUCCUUGCAAAUCCUUCUAAAUUUGACUCAGUUCAGACAUUAAGAACCGAGUCAAAUUUAGGAGGAUUUGUAUGGAGUCAUCAGAACAAAAUGGAACUAGUAUCUCAGAGGUAAUUUACCCCACAAUGCUAGUUUUUGGCUAGUAGGACUUUGAGAUGUUGUUCUCUCAAAAUAUCCCAACAAAUUCAAUAUUAAUUACACAAAAUAAUAAAAUUUUUAUGAUGUCAUCUCUGUAGAACUCUAAUAACAGCUGCAACAGCUGCCUUUGUCAAUUUUGCAGAUCCCAAGCAGCCAAAGCAGGAAAAAUAUUUGUCUUACGACUGUGUGGAAUGUGGCAAACAUUUCCCCAACAAAACGGCUUAUUCAGCUCAUAUGAACAUCCAUUAUGACAGGAGGCCAUACAAGUGUGUUGAGUGUGGAAAGACAUUCAGACAAAGCUCACAUCUUGAGAAGCACAAGUUGCUUCACACCGGUGAAACACCUUAUGUCUGUCAGUAUUGUAACAGAGCAUUUAGAUGUCGAUACAAUCAUCGAGACCAUGAACGAAUCCAUACAGGAGAGAAGCCUUGCAAAUGUAAAACUUGUGGCAAAAUGUUUCGUUGCUCUUCUAAACUCUCCUCUCACCGUAUGUCCAUUCACGGGAUUGGCUCCUCUCGUUACACCAAAAAUGCCAGAUCUGGUAAAGGGGCCUUUUCAUGUAAAAUAUGUAAAAAGACUUUUUCUUGGUCAAGUGCACUUUCGACACAUAAGAAAACUCACAAUGCUGUUGGGACGUAUAAGUGCAGCAAGUGUCCAAAAGUGUUCAAGUGUAACAGCAAUUUGUGGAAUCAUGUAAAAACACAUUCUAAAGAGAAACCUUUUGAAUGUGAGCUUUGUGGACAGCACCUAAAACGAAAAGGAAACCUCAAAAGACAUCUAUUGACUCAGCAUGAUCCUGACGAAGCAGAAGAAUACCUCAAAACGAGUAAGAUGUUUGCAGCUUCUAUUGACAAGAAAUCAAAAUGA